Xyrichtys novacula (pearly razorfish) is the source of this 10473-nucleotide messenger RNA. NCBI's taxonomy places the organism in Eukaryota, Metazoa, Chordata, Actinopteri, Labriformes, Labridae. The record is from the annotation of a GenBank genome assembly.
AUGGAUAACAGUCCUCUGCAGGUGCUGACUAUCCCGACAGCCCCUUAUCCAGACCAGAGACCCGGUACCAAUGGUCUAAGGAAGAAGGUCUAUUUGUUCCAGUCCAGAAGGAACUACCUGCACAACUUCAUCCAGAGUAUCUUCUCCUCCAUCGACCUGAGGGACCGACAGGGCUCUACCAUGGUGGUGGGGGGAGACGGACGCUUCUUCAAUCGAACAGCUAUUGAGGUCAUCGGGCAGAUGGCAGCUGCCAACGGGGUCAGUGUCACUAUGAGUGUGUGUGUGUUUGUUUGUGUGUGCACGCCGGUUAGUGUAUGUUUGUGUUUAAGAGUAAGUGUGCAUGCAAGGGUCACUUGGUCUCAUGUCCUGUCAUUAACACAUUGUUGUCGUUGGUUUUCUUAGGGUUAUUCCUCACGUGUGUGCAGUUAUAGCUUUUGAAACACGGUGAAUAAUCAUUUUGAUUAUCAAAAACUUUUAAGCGGAUCAAUGGUAAUCCAACUUAUAAACCAACAAAUUAUUAACACAUUGUUUUAUAUCAGUUUUAAGGUUUUAAAGGAAGUAAGAGGCUUUUUCUCAAGACACUGGUGUCACAAUUUGGUCACUAUUAUUUCUUAUCCGGGUGGGACCUGGAUCCGCUCUACAUCAAAGGCAUACAUAAAACCGUCUUUUCUAAAACUCUCCACCAAAACCCUGACAUGUGGGUGUGUAAGCUUUUCCUACAUAACUUCCUGCACAUGCAAAACUCUGCACCAAAACUCAUAGCUGAACAAUCCUAACAUCUUCUCUCCUUCUUUGCAGGUACUGUGAGUGUUUUAACGUUAAAAAAACAGAGCGAUAUUCAAAGUGAUGAUUCUUUAUGACCAACUUGAUGUCAACAAGACUGACUUUCUAUAAGUUUAUUGCCUGUAACCAAUGUGAAGAGGCAGAUAUUAGAUCAGACAACACAAUGAAGAAAAAGCCCUUUUCUCACUGUUUCCACAGCAACUAUUCAUAGAAAGUUUUAUAUUUGACUGCAGAAAGCAAUCAGACAACAUUUCUUUCACAGAAGCUAUCGCUAUUGUCCACAGAGGGCACCACAAUCUACACCAACAAUAGGUCCCUUUACAGUAGCUUUAAACACAUCCAAACAACAUAAAGAAACAUCGCAAGACAACCUGCAAAACAUGAAGUUACAAUGCAUAUAUUUCCUGAUAGGUUCGUAUUUUGACAAAUUCCUAGAACCAGGUGGUGCGCACAGUUUUUGUGUUUGUGUGUGCAUUAAUAUUUAUGAGGGUGUGUGUUUUUAAAGCUUUUCUUUUAACGUCUCUCCGUCCCAAGUGACUUUGGGGAUGCUACUCAUUCUUUACUUUCGUGCUUCCCUCUUCUAAUGAAUUUGAUUGUCACAGAAGUUGAUCAUAAUAGCGACACUGGCGUUCAUUGUAGGUCUAUGACUUAAUACCCACAAACCAUCAACGAUAUUUCCGUCAACAUCAGAACUACUUUUAUCCAUUGUUUGUUAAUGUUAGCAUGUUGAAACUCAAACUAAGGUGUACACAUGGUAAACAUUGCCCCCUUUUUUAUUAGCAAGUGUAGUGUAAUUAGAUAUCAUUACAAGCAUGCUAGCAUGUUGGGUUCAGUAUCUAACUAGUAACAGUACUCUUCUACAGUAUUUACUGCCUAAAACCCUGCUAGCGUGCCAGUAUAGGCUCAUACAGUCAUUUUCUUUCCUAAACAACAUAAAUAUUACUUUUGACAUUUUGUUCUCAUUGACAUCACAACACAGACAUUCAUAACUCGCCUCACAUCAACACAGUUGGCACUACUUUUUUUGUAAAGAAGUGUUUCUGCAAGUCGCUGCACUUUCAAGACAUGCAGCCUUUGCAGCAGUUCUCCAGUUAAAGAUGUCAUCUUCAUUGAUAUGUUUUAGAUAACUACAGUUAGCAAUCUGCCAUAGUUUGUUGAUGCUUUAUCAGCUUCAACCAAGAUAAAGAUUGAGAUUUAUUAAUUUGUCCUUUGCUGGACUGAGGCCAUGGUGACAGCAGAUAUAUUGCAAAAGAACUCAGAUGGUAAAAAGAAGUAUAAAUGGCCAAUAUCUGUGAGUAACAAGGAAAGUAAACAGUCAGACAUCUCCAUUUUAAUGCGGUAAAACACAGCUGUAAAACCAUUUGACACAGUCUUAAUAAAAGCAGCCGUGCUUUGGCCUGCAAAUGGGAAGCUUCUGAUAUUGUCUUUCAAUAAAUAUAACCUGUUAACUUUUCUCCCCAUUUGCCAGCACUGCUAAUGGGCUCUCUGUGUUCCUCAGUUUGAAUUACAUAAGCUCUAAAUCUCAGAUACUUUCCUGGAUGGAUGGUAUACUUAGAAGGAUUUGAAAUACACUCACUUUAAAUAGCAUUGCUCUUGGUGUGCUCGAACAGUCAAAUUCAUUACACACACUCACGGCCUCUGGUCCUUUUUGGAAUCAGCAUGACACAGCAAACAUGAUCUUUAGUUCUCUCUACUUCCCUACUCAGAUAAAUUAAGAUGCAGCUUAAUGCUAGCCAACUCACACAACCACCUGUUUGACAUUUGCACAGGUUGGUCGUCUUAUCAUUGGACACCACGGGAUAAUGUCCACACCUGCCAUCUCCUGUGUGAUCAGGAAAUACAAAGCGAUCGGAGGCAUCAUCCUCACUGCCAGCCACAACCCCGGAGGACCUAACGGAGACUUUGGCAUCAAGUUUAAUACAGCAAAUGGAGGUAACUUGAGAGGAGGAAGCAUGUAGAGGCAGGAGCCAAGUGAAAAAUAGUGUUACGAGAGAGGUCCAAGAGACAUUUAACGAGGCUGUCGGCCUGAUUCAAAUUCGAAUAGCACUGGAGCAGUCCUGGGAUAUCCAUUUUGUCCAAGCAUUAAAUCUGUAACAAAAAGAUGGAGCCAUUUAGAGAGAUCGGCAUGAUUUCCCAUAAAAAGAUCCUAAAUAUUCUUUGUUUUAAUCACAGUUGUAAACGUGUAUGGAUGGGAUUUUAUGGUUAUCCUUUUGUGCAUUUUAAAUGUUACGUUAAAGAUUUUCUUCUGUUUGCAGGACCAGCUAAAGAGGCAGUCACAAACAAGAUCUUUCAGAUCAGCAGGACCAUUGAAGAGUUCGCCAUCUGCCCAGGACUGAGAAUGGAUCUGACGACAUUGGGCAAACAGAUGUUUGAUCUUGAGAACAAGUUUAAACCUUUCACAGGUGAAAUGCUGUACUGAAGGAAAUGAAUGCAAUGAGAAAAAAAAAAGGAAAAAAACUAUGCGGAGGGAAAGAAGUGUAAACUUUCCCAGAUAGAUUUUAUAAUACUGCUUUGUGAGGUAUUAUGACUCAUACGAUAUGAUACGAUAUAAUAUUAUUUGAAAGGAUAGGAUGUGACACGAUACAGCAUGGUGUUGUAUGAUACCAUACCUACUAUAUUAUGAAACAUAACAAAACAAUUCUAAAUAAAACAAAAUUAUAGAAUAAAAUACAAAAUAAAAUGAUACACUCUGAUACUGUAAAACAUCAUGCUACUCCGUAUUAUCAUACACAACACCAUUUACUGUCCAGUAUGGUACAGUACCAUUAGAUACCACAUUAUAUCUAGUAAUGUAAAACAAAUAUACAAUCAGUCUGAUAAAAUACAGCAAUAAAAUACAAUAAAACGUGAUACAAAACUGAUUUGAUAUCAUACCAUACAAUUUAUACAAAUAGUUAACCUGUAGCACAAAGCACUGUUGCCACUUUUGUGUGCCAUGUUUUUGUCCUGUGCUGUUUGUUUAUGUAUGUGCAAACAGAGCUGACUUACUCACUAUAAACCAAAUUUGCUUAUGGGUACAAAUAAAGUAACAUUUUAUCAAUUUAUUUAAUUUAUUGAACCAGGAAAGCCUCAUUGAGAUAGAAAAAAAACUUAUCUCUUUUACAAGAGUGCCCUGGAGAAACCUCAAGUAGUACAAUUCAAUAUACUACCAUAGGAAAUCAUGCAGAACAAUAAAAUUAGAUAGGACAGCCUCCUCAUUAUUACUGGUAAAUAGAUCACAAAACAAACAUCAUUAACAAACCUCAUGUAAACAGAGUGUACAUACAUUGACAACAACAUCUUUUACAUAUUUCACUUGUUGCAAGAGGAACUGAAAAGCACAUCCACCCUGCAGCCUCACUGUUACUCCACAGUUAAUAGAAACCACUAAGGUGGCUGCGUGUUACUUAAUGUUAAUGAUGUUGGUCCAGUGAAUGUUGAUAAAUAACUUUGUCCUUUUUGUGCUCUUGUCCAGUUGAAAUUGUGGACUCUGUGGAAUCCUACGCAAACUUGCUGAGGAACAUUUUUGACUUCGCUGCUCUCAAGGAUCUACUCUCUGGUGAAAACCGCAUCAGGAUAAAGCUUGAUGCCAUGCAUGGAGGUAAGAGAUGGCAAUAGUGUAAUCUACACCACACCCCUGAAUUAUUAUUAUUAGUACUUACUGAAGUUAAUACAUGAAAGAAAAUGUCAUAGUUGGAGAAUUUAAAGGUAUAUUCAAGUUUUAAAAAUGUUGGGUUUUUACAACGGCUGGUGCAGUGGCAGAAAAAAAGGCAUAGGUACCCAUUGCAGUCAUACAAAUAUAGAUGUUUUUGAGAAGUGUAAUUUUUCCCUUUGAAAUGUGAUGUUAAAGUUUAUUUUUGUAUUGUUUCCAGUAUUUUUGUCUUUAUUGUUAGAACAGAGACACAUCAAAUGUGGGGAAUGGAGAGUGGAGGUUGACAUGGAUGAAAAUAUCGUGUCAGCAACCUCUGCUAUGAGAGUUAUGUGCACUUAAACCCCUAGACCAGGUAUCACCUUGUAAAAUUUUGAGGUGGUGACUCUCAUGGAUCACUAAAAAUGCAGCACAAUAUGUGUGUAAUGCAUCGAAAGACUACACAACUGUAAAGGUAGCAAGUACUUUGACUAAUCAAGUCCUAAUUUUACAUGGAGAGCGAUGAUAUCCUUAAUGUUCCCCUUUCUACAAGGUUAAUUCAGGACAGAUAAACAAAACACUAGUAGUUUCAAAACAAUCAGUUUCGCCUCUCAGUCACCAGUCACUCAAAAAUUGCAGUGUGUUUUUGUGAUUCAUGUCAGAGAGCUGCCAAUCCAUCAUUAUGCUGUUCAAAUCCAAUCUGUUUUCUACACGAUACUUGGGAUUGUGCUGCUUGUUAAAGCAUCUCCAAAUUGAAACCGACACUAAUGGACAUAAAACCCCCCACACCAUCUCCCUCCAACUCCUGAUAUACACCCAUGCUCCCAUCAUAACACAACAACAUAAAACCUUUUGCAGCAAGUUGAUGGGAUUUUUUUUUACAAAGUGCCACCUCAGGAUACCAUGUUACAGAAUUGUUGUUUUGUUUGUUUGUCUUUUCUUUGUCUUUUAUAUCUCAAAGAACUCUAAAACGUUAUUCCAGCUACACCUGAAGUUAAACAAUAGUUUAACAUUUGGGAAAUUAUCAUUUAGCACACCAAGCCAGUCAUAAUAUAUCUUAUACAACUUCUGAGGACUAUGAAAAACAUGAUCCAAAAGCCUACAUACCAUCAGUUGUGUAUUAUUCUGAAAGCACAGCUCCAUUUCUGAGAAGUAAAGCCAAAAUAGGAUCCCGAUAGGCAUGACAUACUGUGCUGGUGAAGGCCAGGCAUGCGUAGAAGAAACAUGGCUGAUGGAGAAGGGCUCACCCUUUCUGCCAACCAAAACAUGUAUUUAAGUUACUAGUAAAAGGUCAAAGAUACCAAAGGUUGGGACAGCUCAGAGCAGAGCAGGUUUUUGUAAGAUUUGAGGCAGAUUUUUGGUCUUGCAUUUUAGUAGUUACACUUUUGUCUAAGGAUCAACCCUUUUUCUUGCAAACUUGAUCUUUUAACCCUUGCAGUGGCUUUAUACUCUUAAAUUUCUUUUGGCUAAACUGUGCCAAGUUGACAGCCAUGCUGGUGUCAUGUGUAUAUUUUGUGUGGGACACAUAGACUGUCGUUAGAAUGGAUGCCAUCUGCCUCUUCACUGGGUGAAGCCACUGCAUGAGCAGCAUCCUCUGGUGGCGGGCUGCAGUAUAGGUCAUAAAUCCGCCUCAUCCAGCAAUUCCUAUGAAGCUGUGGACAAACUUCAGAAUAUUUUUUUUUUUUCACAAUGACUCUCCUGCUGAAUGCGUAAAACGCUACUGCGCAAGUGGUGGUUCCAGGAAGUGGAGAAAAUCUCGGAAAUACCGAGAGCAAUUCUCUUAAAUUCCUAUAAUGACAGAAGGCAGAGCCAAGUUGUCCAUAGUAAAUACAGUUUAUGAUGGCACACAAGAUAUGAAAUAAUUCAUGUCACAUCCCAAACUGGACCAAAAAAAGAUUUCUACCACUGACUAUCUCACAUAAAUUUUGUAGGUAUACGGAGGGAGGUCUCUCAGUUUGACUCGUUCUGUUUCAAACUCUUGGUUAAUAACAGUUGAGACAGAAUUCACCAAAAUUGUUGGACUUUGUCUUACAAAUGUGCACAUACAGAACUAACCUGUUGGAUGAUCAAACUUUAUAUUCAACUGAAACAGUGCAUGUUCAUACAUCGGUCUUUUGUCUUUCCUGUCUCUGUCUUCUCUGUUGCUCCUCAGUGGUGGGUCCGUAUGUGAAGAAGAUAAUCUGUGAGGAACUCGGCUGUCCAGUCAACUCUGCCAUAAACUGUGUCCCUUUGGAGGACUUUGGGGGUCAACACCCGGACCCCAACCUCACCUAUGCUACAGACCUGGUUGACAGCAUGAGAGGAGGAGAGUAUGACUUUGGUGCAGCAUUUGAUGGUGAUGGGGUGUGUUUACUCCUUAACAUCUCUUUCUUUACAUCUUUUGUUAUAAAUUUAAAAAAAAAGAAACUUCUUAAUUAAUUCAGCCAGACCCACAUGAAGUCUUAUUUUGGUUUUAAAGGGCAGGACCCAAAAGCCUUGACCCUUGACCCCUGUCUGUCUGCUUUCUAGGACAGAAACAUGAUCCUCGGUAAGCACGGCUUCUUCGUCACCCCGCCUGACUCGGUGGCAGUGAUUGCUGACAACAUUUUCUGUAUCCCAUACUUCCAGCACACAGGAGUGAGAGGCUUUGCUCGCAGCAUGCCUACCAGUGCAGCCUUGGACAGGUUAAAAAAAACACUCAGGCUUUUACAAUCACUCUUAAAAGUAUGAGCCAGCAAUUUUUAAAGUUAAAGUUUUUGAGCUUCUUUGAACACUUUCCUUUGUUAUUUCCUGCAGAGUAGCCAAGGCAACAAAAAUAGAGUUAUAUGAAACUCCCACUGGGUGGAAGUACUUUGGGAAUCUCAUGGAUGCGGGCCGUCUGUCUCUGUGCGGAGAGGAGAGCUUUGGUACAGGUACAGUGCCUCAUUUGCAACUUAUCAGAUCAAACACUUGAUAUCUGCAAAAACAGUGGGUGGAAAAGAGAGCUCUUGUUUGAUUUGAUGUUCUCUCAGGGUUUUUUUUUUUUCUUUAUGUAUCAUUUAGGUGGAGACCAUAUCCGUGAGAAGGAUGGGCUUUGGGCCGUGCUGGCAUGGCUGUCCAUCUUAGCCUACAGACGACAGAGUGUGGAGGAUAUUCUUAAGGACCACUGGAUGAAAUAUGGAAGAAACUACUUCACCAGGUGACAUAAGGACACACCUCUAAUGUUUGUUUAUCACCAAAAUAGUACCUCCACUUCUAUUACAACCUACACUAAUGAGAAGACAUAAAAAACAGACAUAAUUAGUGGUUUUAUAUUAUCUGAGUUGACUUGGUGCAUGUCAUUUUGCUGAUAUUUAUCGACUUAUGAGGGGGCAUGCUGAGAAAUGAUAGAAGACAUAGAGUACGUGACUGACAUCUAGUGGAGUAUAUCUGCCUCUACAUUUUCUUGGCCUCCAUGCUUUGGGCACUUCAUACAAUAGUGAAAUAAAAAGUUAAGGAGUCUUGUUUGGUAUUCAAACAUUCAAGAUUGUUAGUUUGCCUAUGUUGUGUUGUGUUUCCAUGACAGUCUAUGAAGACAACCCCUGCAAUAUCACUAUUUUCUCACAAGAUUUCUCACCAAUAACUUUUAUGGAUUAAAUAUAAUUGUUGAAACACUAUAAUUGCAAAGAAAUGUACAUACUUUAGGUGAUGCACUUGCUCUUUGAUAGGAAAUAGCUCUUGUCCUCUAAAAGGAAGUGUUGUUUAAUGUCCAGUUAAUAAACACAAACAUAUUAUGUUUUGCCACAGAUACGACUAUGAGAAUGUAGACAUAGAUGCAGCCUGUGAAAUGAUGGAGGAUUUAGAGAUCAUGAUCGCCGAUAAGUCCUUCGUGAAGCAGAGAUUUGCCGUGGAAGACAAAAUCUACCAGGUAGAGAAAGCAGACAACUUUGAGUACACAGACCCAGUGGACAGCACCAUCACCAGGAACCAGGUACACCCCACAUGCCAGCUGUGUUCCGCACCAUGUAAAUGUCUCUCUGUUUUCCAGCUCUUUUAGCACUGAAGGUACUCAGCUGUGUUUGCAGUUCCUUGAAGCUUCAGUCUCAGGGCUCUUUUUCUCUGCAGGGUCUGCGGAUAAUCUUCUCUGAUGGCUCUCGAAUCAUCUACAGACUCAGCGGGACGGGGAGUGAAGGGGCAACGGUUCGAAUCUACAUCGACAGCUAUGAGAAGGAGCAAAUCUUUGAAGACACACAGGUAAAAGAUCCAAUUGUAAACAUUUGAAGAAUAAUUUCACAAUCACAAGUUUUUAAUUAGUUAAUAAUUGACUUCUCUUGGAGAUAACAUCAUCUUUUUCCCAAGUUAGACUUCACAACCACUUCUGUCCUGCUGACUUUUAUCAGGAUAACAGUAAUGAAGCAUGCUACAAUGAGUUCCUGGUUUAUUUGUCAAAGUCUUUUUUAAACCUUGCAGAUUUCAGUCAUAGCUGUCAGACAGAAGAAGAAGAAUUUAAUGAUCGCCGGAGAGAAAUUCAGUAGGGUCAUAUCUUCACAGUGAAGGAAGAAGAGUAGAGUUUGAUACUUUUGUCAAUACCUGGUUCAACUUAACUGGACAUUUAAGCUUAAAUCAGAUAUGGCUGUUAUGGCUCUAUGUAUCUCUGUUACAAGUUGCGAUAUAUCAGAUAAAUCUAAAUAAAUCAGAUACAAAGCUACCAUUCAAUGAUAAGGUACUGUUUAUUCAACUCACUAUAUGCAUGUGAUAAAAUCAGUUAUCUUCAAUCAACAAUUAGAAGUAUGAUCACAUUUAGCUGCACUUCACUGCAUACAAACUCACUAAAUUUUGUGUGGAGUGUAGACUGACGAGCUUUAAGUUUGUUUGUCUGUUUGUGCUGCCAAUUUAAAUUCUGAAUAAAACAGAAAUUCACUGAAAAAAAGGCAUACAGUUGGCUCAUUACAGCAGCUCAGGCAGCAGACUAUAGGAAAGGCAAGAGAUAUUAGCAGCAAAGCCAGACUGCAAACAAAUGAACAAUGUUUAUAAUUAUUGUUAUUAUUAAACCCUUAUCGAUGCAGGUUAACCCAUGAAAGGCCAGGUCUUAUUUACAUGAUUCAUCUUGGAUAAACAUAAAACUCUACAACACUGAAUGGCAGAAACAACACAAGGACCAACUGUUGACUAACAAUAAAACAUUGAAUUAUAGAUAGAACAGUUAAACAUAACGAAUCUCAAAACCAUAAAACUAAUGUGUUAAACUGUAGAUUGACAGACCUAAAUACUAGAAACACAACCAAGUACCCAAAGGUGCUCUCUCUCUCUCUCUCUCUCUCUCUCUAUUGCUACUUAAAGACAUUUCAAAUCCCCCAGAGGAACCAAAGGACAUGUUUAACAAGGACAUAUCUAUGAAGGACAUAUUUACCAAACCAUCACACUAACAAAGCUGUGACUUGUCCCAGUGAUAGUUGAAUAAACUACAGCCUGUUUAGAGUCCAAAGAGUGAAAAUAUUUCAACUCAACUUGCGCAUAUACUGACAAAGCCUUGCAGUUAUUGAUCAAUUAUAUAACUGAAUGCAAACAACCCAGAGCCAUAAGCACAAAUAAAUACAUGAAUCUCACAUUAUAACGGUUGGGGGAAAAAAAAACAGAUAUCAUCAACUCUGUCACAGGUAGUGUGCUAUAAAUAAAUCAGUGCUGAAAAUUGCAAAACACAGACUUCACAAAACACCACAAUACUUCAAAAUUUAGGAAAAAGAUGUGAUUUGGAUUUUUCUUUCCAUUUUUCCCUGAAUGAGGUCCCUAAAAGCUAUCUAAUUACAAGUUACGACACUAGAAGAGCCUCACUUAUCUGCCUUUUUUUUUGUUGUUGUUGUUAUAAAACAUUAUUCAUAAAUCAUUAAUGUUCUAGAACAGUAAUGUAACUCACACAGUGAGAAAAUAUUUCCAUGUAAUGACAAUAACAACUGAUACUUGUUUAUCUUUUUAAGAAUAUUCAUGAGUGGGUAAAACAGGGAAAUAUGGUAGCCGGGUGUUUUUGUCUCUCAGUAUUUUGUCUUAAUUGUUGGCAGGUGAUGCUGGCACCCCUGGCGACCAUCGCUCUGAAGAUUUCCCAGCUCCACCACAGGACAGGUCGCAGAGGCCCGUCAGUCAUCACAUGA